AUGACAGGAGAAAGACACCCUUAAGGAAGAGGAGGGGUGUGUGUGUGUGUGUGUGUGUGUGAUGGAGAGGAAACCAAGACUUUCUGAAGGAUUCAGCCAGAGAGUUUUCUGGAGAGGGGAGGGGCAGAGGGCACAGCACAUGUGUCCCAGGUAAGCCGGCAGGAAUGCGCUAGCUGCAGAGCCCGGCGCGGCUGGGCCUCCCAGGUGACUCAGACACUGCCAGGAAGCCCAAGAUCCGCCCCCUUUUCCCAGUUUCUCUCCAGUCAGAGCAGCCUUCUCUUGCCGGCCGGCCGGGUCCUAGGGCGCGGGGUCAGGGGCCACGCUUGCCCCGGGCCGCCCACAGCCCAGGCACUGCCUGGUCUCGGGGAGGACUCCCCUUCUUCCCUGUUCCCCGGAUUCCUUCCCGCUUUGCCCUCAAGACACUGGAGCCAUCCAGGCCAUUUCGCUGGGGCCGCGUCCCUCCGGACAGACUGGGAAAGAGCCCCAGGCGGUGACACAGCUGCCAACGGAACGGCUGCAGAAGAUUUUCAAGCGCCGUCCCGGGCAGAUGUCCCAGGUGAACGGCUCGCUCUCUCGACACCACGACGCGCCCCAUGGAGACCCCAGACUGGGUCGGCCCCCCAGUCCGAUCUUGGACUCAGCCUCAGCCCAAGACGAAUCCUCCUCUGCAUCUCUCCUGCCUGAACUGGAGGUAGCACCGUCCCCACGCUUUUCAGAGGCAGCCCUGGGAGAGGCCCUCCUAAAGGAAGAAGCUCCCCCUAUGCCCCAGGGUAACGGACCAGGGUCUCUCCAGGCCUUGGAAAGCACUGAACCUGCCAUCUCUCCAGAAGCUGUGACAUGCCAGCCUCAGGGGCUUCCCUGCCCAAAGGGACUUCCUGGACCCUCCAGCUUUACCCCGCUCUUGCCCAAUGGUGCUGGCCAUUCCCCGGAGGCGGGUGGCAGCAGGAGGUCAGGGAACGGCACACUGGGUGGCCCCAGAACCCACCGGAAGCUGCAGCCACACUCAUCAUUCGCCAGCCAGGGCAGCAAAAAGAGCAAAGGAAGCACAAAGUCAUCGGCUUCCCAGAUCCCCAUUGAGGCUCAGGAAGACUGCUGUGUACACUGCAUCCUCUCCUGCCUGUUCUGCGAGUUCUUAACGUUGUGCAACAUUGUCUUGGACUGCGCCACCUGCGGCUCUUGCUCUGAGGACUCCUGCAUCUGCUGCUGCUGCUGCGGAGGGUCGGGGGAAUGUGCCGACUGUGACCUGCCCUGUGACAUGGACUGCGGUAUCAUUGACGCCUGCUGCGAGUCGGCCGACUGCCUGGAGAUCUGCAUGGAGUGUUGUGGGCUUUGCUUCUCCUCUUAGCCCCUGGCCCUAGGCGGUGGUCUGGGGGAGAGGGAAUAAUGGGGGAAGAGACCUCCCAACCCAAACUGCCUCCCUCCCACUCUCUAUUACAAAUCAACUUGCCUCCUUGCCAAGGAUUCAUUUGGGGCGGACUUGAGCUCCAGAUCGGCAAGAUGGGCAGAAACAACUGCAGUUUAAAGCCAGUGGAGGAAAGAGACACAGGGGGCAUCAUAGCCUUCCCCUUCCCCCCCAUCCUUUUUUCCUCAAUCCCCAGCACCUUGGACCUUAAUUAUGGAGCCCUGAUAUGGGAGAAUCCCAGUGGUAGUAGAUUUAGAAACCCAGGGGUUCCAGACAAUUAGUCAAUCAAUCAAUAAGUAUUUAUUAGUCUAAGGUCUUAGGGGCCUGUCCUCUGCCCCUGCACCAACCUAACUGAGAACUCCUAGAAGGGACCAUACCUGGGGGUAGGCUAAGACCUGGCUCCCUGUGUCAGAGCCCUCAGGACCAGGCUUCAGUACACUGUGAAAGUCAAGGGAGAAGAGCCCUGGGGAGAAAGGGACCCUGCCAGCCACCAGUAAUUUUGGCUUUGGGGAACUGGAGAGUUGGGUGGGGCUCCCUAGAAUGUAAACUGGACAGACCUGGAUUGAAGGUGGUGAAGAAGAAAGCAGGGACAAAGAAAAUCCUGAAUUUUUCUACCUCUCACCACCCCUAGCCCCAGACUCUCUCUGACUCUAUCCCAGCCUCUGGGGCAGCUAAAUGUGAAGAAAAAAAGGACACUUCAAUUGGGGUACUCAUCCCCAUCCCCUCUUCCCCUCUUUGCUCUUUCCCUUCUCCUGGGUUUCCCUAAGAUGCUAACCUGAAGAAUGACCUAGGAGAGGAAAGCAAAGCCUAAAGACUGGAUGUGUGAAGAGAGAAUAAACACAGUAGAAAGGCGAGGGGGUGGGGAAUUAUAUGGAAGAGACUGGAAUGGGUGGUGGGAGGGAAAUGGUGGGGAGGGUCAGGCCUGUUAGUUGCUGUAAAUAAAUAUCUUUGCCGUUUCUCACUUUUCCAGUGUGUCAUUGUAGAGCGGGAUCUAUAGCAUUAGAAAAGGCAUGAGAACUCAUUAAACCCAGCUCCCUUAUUUUCCAGAUUAAUGUCACAGAGCUAGAAAGUUGUAAAGCUAGAAUUCAGCCGAAGUUUUCUCACUCCAAGAUCAGGACUCUUUUUAUUUGCAGAACAGAUAGGAUGUUCCAUUGUUGUUGUUGUUGUUUUUAAUUAAUAUUAUUUGUUUUGAUUUUUAAUAGCAUUUUAUUUUUCCAAAUACAUGCAAAGAUAGUUUUCAACAUUCUCUCUGACAAAACCUUGUGUUCCAAGUUUUUCUCCCUCUCUUUCCCUCUCUCCCCCUUCUCAAGACAGCAAGCAAUUCAAUAUAGGUUAAACAUGUUCAGUUCUUCUAGACAUAUUUCCACAUGUGUUAUGUUGCACAAGAAAAAUCAGAUCAAAAGGGGAAAAAAACACAAGAAGAAAAAACACUAAGAAAACAAAUAACAACAAUAAAAAGGUGAAAAUACUGUG
Messenger RNA from Antechinus flavipes (yellow-footed antechinus), 2875 nucleotides. RefSeq names its product MyoD family inhibitor (gene MDFI). The transcript is spliced from 5 exons. Bases 548 to 1345 code for a protein of 265 amino acids. The record is from RefSeq and is a predicted model, not a curated record. Lineage: Eukaryota; Metazoa; Chordata; Mammalia; Dasyuromorphia; Dasyuridae.